Messenger RNA from Microplitis mediator, 543 nucleotides. RefSeq lists its product as uncharacterized. Bases 1 to 543 code for a protein of 180 amino acids. The record is from RefSeq and is a predicted model, not a curated record. The transcript is spliced from 3 exons. NCBI's taxonomy places the organism in Eukaryota, Metazoa, Arthropoda, Insecta, Hymenoptera, Braconidae.
AUGACCAAAAUAAUUUUUCUCUGUGGAGUUCUUGGAGUUCUGUUGCAAGGGGUAAUUAUUAAUAAAACUAAAAAAAAAUUCUAUAUAACAUUAAAACAUAAAAUUUUGAAGGUUCACUUAUCGGAAGCUGAAGUAAAUAAUGCUCAUGCGAAACAUGUUACCCAAACAGCACUUUUUGGCGAUGACAUUAAGUCAUGGCUCACUCCUUAUGAGGGAGUUUUAGCAACGGAAAAUACUCCUGUUUAUGGUUUAGUAAGCAAGCCAAAAGUUUCUGUGAACAACACUGGAUAUGAAAUUAUUGAGCAUAAGGACGCCAUGAAAAAUGUUAUUGCAUACUUGCGUGAAAACAAAUCUGAUGCAAUUACUACACCGAGUAAUAAACCUCCCAAAGCUCAUCAAGAACAGAGCACUGUAGUUGAAAAUAAAAUUCGUGGCAAAUCUGCUCGACACAAAACUCUGAUGGAAAUAAACAUGGAAAUUUCCAAGAUGCUGAAGAUAAACCAUCGGGAAUCAAAUAUAAAAUGUCGUAAGUUGUUCAUAUGA